AUGGCACCAUAUGAGGCACUAUAUGGCAUAAAGUGUAGAUCGCCAGUUUGUUGGACAGAGGUUGGUGAUAGAGCUAUUUAUGGGACCAAACUUGUGCAAGAAACGACUGAGAAGAUUAAAAUCGUUCAGCAAAGGCUUAAAACUACACAGAGCCGACAGAAAAGUUACGCGGAUCAGCGAAGAAAGGACUUAGAGUACGAAGUGGGAGAUCAUGUAUUCAUCAAAGUGACCCUAAUGAAGGGGCAUAUGAGAUUUAGUAAAAAGGGAAAACUAAUUCCUCGCUACAUUAGACUGUUUCCGAUCCUUGAGAGGUUAGGUCUUGUUGCUUAUCAUAUUGCCUUGCCACCGGGGAUGGAACAAGUGCAUAACAUUUUCCAUGUAUCCAUGCUUCGUGGGUAUCUUAGAAAUCCGUUCCAUGUGAUUGAUUACCACUGGAUUGCUCUAGAUGAGGAUAUGAUGUAUGAAGCAUGGCCCAUGCAAAUCAUUGAUCGGCUAGUGAAGCAAUUGAGAAACAAAACUAUCUCUAUGGUAAAGGUUGAGUGGAGAGAACAUUAUGGGAAGGAGGCCACUUGGGAGAAAGAGGAAGAGAUGCGACAACGGUAUCCGCAUUUGUUUCCAUCUGAAGGUAACUUAAGUUUGGAGGACUAA
Molecule: messenger RNA, 648 nt
Organism: Camellia sinensis
Lineage: Eukaryota; Viridiplantae; Streptophyta; Magnoliopsida; Ericales; Theaceae
Source: RefSeq, a predicted model, not a curated record